AUGGACUAUGCGAGUGCUGAUCCUACUUUUGUCGCAAAGACUAGCGCGCUUGCAGUAACUCACCCAUUCUCCCGUAUCAUGAAAGGGGACGGCAACUGUGGCUGGAGAGGUGAUGAUUCAUGCCUUUCUGAGAUCUUGUACCACGCUAACUCACCUGAUGUAGCUGUCGCAUUCGGAUAUUUCGAGAAUCUUUUCAACCUACGAGACACGCUCCGUGUACACCGCGAGCUACUCCGGAUCAAGUCAAUGAAUGUGCUCCUUAAUCAGGUCGGCCAACAGGAGCACCUGUAUGAAAUUUUCGUGGAUGCGACAGAGGAGAUAUUUAACCAAAUAUCAGAGGCGAUACAAAAUGGCGUCCGCGAUGACUCCUUCCUCGUAGACGCUUUCAAUAAUGAAUACAAUUCGAGUGCCAUCAUAACGCAUUUCAGAAUCCUGACAAGUGCGUGGAUGAAACUCAACCCUCACCGCUACCAGGCUUUUCUCUCGUUGCCGGUGGACCAGUAUUGCGCAACCCGAAUCGAGACGGUCAAGACAGAGAUUGACGAAGUUGGCCUCCAAGCUUUAGUUGAUGGUGUGGUCGAGCCUGCUGGAUUCGCUGUUGAGAUCUUGUAUCUCGACCGCAGCGAAGGUGACGCAGUGACUCCUCACAUGUUGACUCCCGCCCGGCCUAGUGUUGUGACUAUUCGUCUACUCUAUCGCCCGGGUCAUUAUGACUUGCUCUACCAGGCUGAAACUACUGUGAAUAUGGAGCCUGUGGUCAAUUAUCAAUACGCGAUGACUUCUAACUACACCCCCUGGGACCAAGGCGCGCUCUCAUUCGAUGUAAAUUCAAGUUUAAUGUCUAUUCCGAAUCUCAUGAUGGACCCAACUUUUGGGCUUGCCCCCUCUCCGAUCCCUGCCGCCCCGGCCAGUCCUUUCCAAGUCUCGUCACCUCCAGAUGUCUACCAACCUCCCAUACACACCUCACCGCCUGUCCCUAUGGCAUCUCCGCCACCUCCUCGGAUGUCAGCACCUCCGCCGAUGAGCUCUUUACCAAGCCGCUCGUCGGACGGGCCACAGAUUCGGUUGAAUCCGCUGGUUAUGAAGCCUAAUCUAAGCCAUUCUCUCCCAGUCACGACGCCAUUUAAAAACUCUCCCUAUAAUCAAGCACAUUUUCAGAACCAAGACUUUGAACCAAUUCAUUGGGAACCUACUCCUAGACUCUCUGACCGGCGCUUUAUCAAGGGCAGGCCAUCAUCGCCACUCUCGACGAAGGAUCUUUUGACUGUGUCAUCUACUUUCGGUACAAUUGAGAGUUCACACCCCCACUCGCUUCCUUAUCUCUUUUCUUCAUCUAUUGAUCUGUCUGUAAGUCUGUUGCUUAGCGUCUGUCUUGCGCGUUGCAUGGUUUUGCGUUUCAGAUCAUUACAACAGACAUUAUCUGGGUGGAGGCUAUUUAUUAAAUUCUGUCUCUCUAAUGAACGAAAACAUUCCUGUCCUCAUGUUUGA
Molecule: messenger RNA, 1488 nt
Organism: Aspergillus oryzae RIB40
Lineage: Eukaryota; Fungi; Ascomycota; Eurotiomycetes; Eurotiales; Aspergillaceae
Product: OTU family ubiquitin thioesterase
Exons: 7
Coding region: 1-1488 (495 amino acids)
Biological process (GO): protein K48-linked deubiquitination
Cellular component (GO): nucleus
Molecular function (GO): ubiquitin binding; cysteine-type deubiquitinase activity
Source: RefSeq, a predicted model, not a curated record